UCUUGGCCAGAAGGGGCAGGAGGAGAGGAGGGCCACGGGGAAAGGGAAGGGUUGGAGGAAGCACUGCUAACUCCGGCCGAGGGCUUCAGAGAGACCACCGGUGCACCAGCUACCGAGGCCAACCAGUGCUCCUUGCCCAGCUAUGGCCCGGGGGCGGGGCUCGGCCCUUGGCGGCGCUCAGAGGCAGCGCUCAGCGCUGUACCGGAGGUGUCAGCUCUGACCUAGCCUCCCAGGGACAAGACCCGCAGCCUCAUCUCUCUCCUCUCAAGGCUUGGAAUCCACCACAGAAUGGAAAACAAAACCUAAAUCACAAAACCUCAGAAGACUGGAUUUUGCCUCUGGACAGGAAUGCCAUUUUUAGGGAGUUAAGAGAAGACAUCUUGUCUGAGAAAAAGUAAAGAUACCUACUGUGUGCCCAGAGGACUGACUAUGGCCAGAGCAGGUUGCUGGAGCCCUUUGAGCUUUGGAGGAACCAGGGCCAGAAGCUGGCACAGUAGGAUGCCCCCGUGUCCUCCUCAGCAGAACAGGGACAGGUUGUCACAGCUGCCUGUUGGGGAGCUGGGUGAGAUGGAAUUGACUUGGCAAGAGAUCAUGUCCAUUACUGAGCUGCAGGGUCUAAAUGUUCCAAGUGAGCCAUCCUUUGAGCCCCAAGUACCUACCCCAUAUGCUGGACCACUGCCACCUCCAACAUACUGCCCCUGUUCAGUUCACCCAGAUCCAGGCUUCUCCCUGCCCCUACCACCUUAUGAGCUGCCAGCAGCAUCCACUCCCCAUGUACCAGAUCUUCCAUACUCCUAUGGCAACAUGGCUAUACCAGUGUCAAAGCCACUCACCCUUUCAGGCCUGCUCAAUGAGCCCCUCCCUGACCCUUUAGCUCUCCUGGACAUUGGGCUACCAGUGGGGCCACCCAAGCCCCAAGAAGACCCAGAAUCCGACUCAGGAUUAUCUCUCAACUACAGUGAUGCAGAAUCUCUUGAGCUAGAGGGUGCAGAGGCUGGCAGGCGGAGGAGCGAGUAUGUGGACAUGUACCCGGUGGAGUACCCUUACUCCCAUAUGCCCAACUCCCUGGCCCACCCCAAUUUUACUUUGCCGCCCACUGAGACACCCUUGGUCUUAGAGUCAUCUUCUGGCCCUGUGCGUGCUAAGCCUGCUGUCAGGGGAGAAGCAGGGAGUCGGGAUGAGCGGCGGGCCCUGGCCAUGAAGAUUCCUUUUCCUACGGACAAGAUCGUCAACUUGCCUGUAGACGACUUUAAUGAGCUGUUGGCGCAGUACCCGCUAACAGAGAGCCAGCUGGCUCUAGUUCGGGACAUCCGACGGCGGGGCAAGAACAAGGUGGCAGCCCAGAAUUGUCGCAAGAGAAAACUGGAAACCAUUGUGCAGCUGGAGCGAGAACUGGAGAGGCUGGGUAGUGAAAGAGAGCGGCUCCUCAGAGCCCGAGGGGAAGCCGACCGUACUCUGGAGGUCAUGCGCCAACAACUGGCAGAGCUGUACCAUGACAUUUUCCAGCAUCUUCGGGAUGAAUCUGGCAACAGUUAUUCACCGGAGGAAUAUGUACUGCAACAGGCUGCUGAUGGGGCCAUCUUUCUGGUACCCCGUGGGACCAAGAUGGAGGCCACAGAUUGAGUUGGCUUAGAGGAGACUGACGAUGGUGCUAGGGCUCCCCUCAUUCCCUUCUGAUAAAGGUACUUCCCAACCCCAGGACCCAUAAGGCAUUGCGUUCUCCAGACCAAGAGGGAAGAUGCAACCUUAGCAUUUGGAUGUUCCAAGGUAUGUUCAAUAAGGUUUGCCUGGAGUCCUGGUGAAUGCUGGCUUCCCAGGCCCCUAAAUCUCCACCUUCUGUCUAAGCUUUGGUCCAUAAAGAGCUGUGUGGAAAUAA
Molecule: messenger RNA, 1876 nt
Organism: Phodopus roborovskii (desert hamster)
Lineage: Eukaryota; Metazoa; Chordata; Mammalia; Rodentia; Cricetidae
Gene: Nfe2
Product: nuclear factor, erythroid 2
Exons: 4
Coding region: 430-1623 (397 amino acids)
Biological process (GO): regulation of transcription by RNA polymerase II
Cellular component (GO): nucleus
Molecular function (GO): RNA polymerase II cis-regulatory region sequence-specific DNA binding; DNA-binding transcription factor activity, RNA polymerase II-specific
Source: RefSeq, a predicted model, not a curated record